Molecule: messenger RNA, 1772 nt
Organism: Saimiri boliviensis boliviensis (Bolivian squirrel monkey)
Lineage: Eukaryota; Metazoa; Chordata; Mammalia; Primates; Cebidae
Gene: KPNA7
Product: karyopherin subunit alpha 7
Biological process (GO): protein import into nucleus
Cellular component (GO): cytoplasm
Molecular function (GO): protein binding; nuclear import signal receptor activity
Source: RefSeq, a predicted model, not a curated record
UGGGAUUGACGAUUCCUACUACAUCAGAAGAAGCAAAGCUGGUUCAACAAAGGCAAAUACACCCAUCCAGGUAACUUACUACUACCCACCAAUAUGCUGAGCUUAGAUGCUCCAGAAGAGAGGCUCAGAAAAUUUAAGUAUCGAGGCAAAGAUGCAUCUCUGAGGCGACAGCAGAGAAUGGCAGUCAGCCUGAAGCUCCGAAAGGCCAAGAAAGAUGAACAGACCUUAAAGAGAAGGAAUAUUACCAGCUUCUGCCCUGACACACCUUCUGAAAAAACAGCCAAAGGGGUGGCGGUCAGCCUCACUCUGGGUGAAAUAAUCCAAGGUGUGAAUAGCUCAGAUCCAGCCCUGUGUUUCCAGGCCACCAAGACAACCAGGAAAAUGCUAUCACAGGAAAAAACCCCCCCUCUGAAAUCGGUCGUCGAAGCAGGCCUCAUUCCCAGGAUGGUGGAGUUCCUGAAGUCAUCACUUUACCCCUGCUUGCAGUUUGAGGCUGCCUGGGUCCUCACCAACAUUGCUGCAGGGACUUCGGAGCAGACUCGAGCCGUGGUAGAAGGGGGAGCCAUCCAGCCCUUGAUCGCGCUCCUGUCUUCCCCCAACCUGGCUGUGUGUGAACAGGCAGUGUGGGCUCUUGGUAACAUAGCCGGUGACGGCCCAGAGUUCAGAGAUAAGAUCAUCUCAAGCAAUGCUAUCCCACAUCUGCUGGCCUUGAUUUCACACACCCUACCAAUCACAUUCCUGCGGAAUAUCACGUGGACCUUGUCGAACCUGUGCCGAAACAAGAACCCGUAUCCUUGUGACACUGCAGUGAAGCAGAUACUGCCGGCCCUCCUCCACCUCCUACAGUACCAUGACAGCGAGGUUCUCUCUGACGCCUGCUGGGCGCUGUCCUACCUCACCGACAGCUGCAGCAAGCGCAUCGGCCAAGUGGUUGACAUGGGGGUCCUGCCCAGGCUGGUGGCGCUCUUGAACAGCUCAGAGCUCAACGUCUUGACCCCUUCUCUCCGCACUGUGGGGAACAUUGUCACGGGCACAGAUGAACAGACACAGAGGGCCAUCGACACAGGCAUACUGAACGUGCUCCCGCAGCUCCUCCAACACAACAAGUCCUCUAUCCAGAAGGAGGCAGCCUGGGCCCUGAGCAACGUGGCAGCAGGGCCCUGUCACCACAUCCAGCAGCUGCUUGCCUACGAUGUCUUGCCUCCUUUGGUGGCUGUGCUAAAACAUGGAGAAUUUAAAGUCCAGAAAGAGGCUAUCUGGACGGUGGUGAACUUUGUAACGGGGGCCACCAUGGAUCAGCUGAUCCAGCUGAUCCAUUCUGGAAUCCUGGAGCCCCUGGUGAAUCUGCUCACCGCUCCAGAUGUUGAAAUUGUUCUCAUCAUCCUCGAUAUCAUCUCUUUCAUCCUCGAGGCAGCAGAGAAACUGUCUCAGAAGGAAAACAUGUGUCUUCUGAUAGAAGAACUGGGUGGAAUUGAUAGAAUUGAAGCUUUGCAACUGCAUGAGAACCGUCAGAUUAGCCUGUCAGCUUUGAACAUCAUCGAGAAGCAUUUUAGCAAGGAAGAAGAUGAGAGCCUAAUGUUACUGAGCCAAGUCGUAGACCAAGAUUGUGAAUUUAUGAAUUGUGACUGCUUAGCAAAAAAAUAGCCAAGCUCCAUUACUCCUAACCCAACAACCCAAUGCCAGUGGAUCCCUCUUUAAGAAGCAGCAGCCCUAUAUCUUAGUGUAACCCAAAUGUAAAGCUUCUAAACUUAAUAUUAAUAAAAUGUUCAGCA